AUGGCAGCCUCCCAGCUGGCAGCUCUAGAGGAGGCUGGGGAAGGGGGACCGGAUGAGGCUCCCGUCCCUGGGAUAGACCCGACUCUCCUGUAUUCGGAGGGCCAGAGGCUGGCACUGGAGGCCCUGCUGAGCGAGGGAGCCGGGGCCUUCGCCUCCUGCCUGCUUCGGGAGAGGAUCCCGCCCUUCCUGGCAGCCGAAGAGGUCCAGAGCCUGCUGACCCAGGCCGAGGACUCGGCGGCCAGGGAUGGGGAAACUGGGGAGGUCGGGGAGGCCGAGGACCAGGAAACAGGAGCCCAGGGUCCGGAGCGGGCCAGCCUGACCUACUUCCCCAGCCGCUCUGAUGAGCCACCUCCGGACCUGAGCCUGGGCUGGCCUGAGUCCCCGGUAUGGAAGGGGAUCACUCGGGCCCAGCUCUACACCCAGCCCCCUGGGGACGGGGAGCCCUCCAUCAAGGAGCUGCUGAGGAAGACUAUCCAGGAGGCCGAGAAGCUCAUAGCUGUCGUCAUGGACGUUUUCUCGGACCCCGAUCUCUUGCUGGACCUCCGAGAGGCUGCCUCGCGGCGCAAGGUGCCCGUUUACAUCCUCCUGGGCCACCGCCACCUCCCGGCCUUCCUGGCCCAGGCCCAGCAGCUGGGGGUGAACCCCAGAGCCACCGAGUAUUUGGAGGUGCGAGUCCUGCGAGGCUGCGACUUCCAGAGCCGGCGGAGGAAGCGCGUGAGCGGGGACGUGAGGGAGAAGUUCGUGCUGGUGGAUGGAGACUGCGUCAUCACGGGCUCCUACAGUUUUACCUGGAGCGAUUCCCGCCUGCACCGGAACCUGGUGAUCCUGCUGACCGGCGAGAUCGUGGACUCUUUUGACCGGGAGUUCCGGACGCUGUACGCCGCCUCGCAGCCGCUGCCCCCCUCACCCGCCUCCGGCCCCUUCCUCAGCGUGCUGGAAGGCGUGCAGCUGGCCCGCAGCCCCCACCACAUCGCCCGCCGGCGCUCCGUCGCCCCCGUCGUCGUCCCCGUCGCCCCCGUCUUGCUGCCCCCGCAGGACGACGGUCUCCAUCCCCUCCAGACCCUCGAGGACGCCAAGAGGCCCGCCGGGCCGGCCCUCAGUGAUAUCCUGAGGAACAUCCAGAGGGUUCGGCCCAUCAGCGGCCCCUGUGCCCGGCCUAGCCGGUCCCUGUGGGACCUGAGCCGCCUCUCGCAGCCAGACUCCAGCGAGGGGGACGGCCCGCCCGGGAGAGAGCCAAAGAGCCAGUGGGCCGUCCAGGACACCCCCGCCAUGGCCCUGAUGAGGCAGCGGGGGGCGAGCGAGGAGCCCAGGAGCCUGGCGCGACGCUGGGCCAACCCUGCCCGCCCCGUGGUGCCAGGCCGAUUCCUCUACCCGUCCCAGCCCCUUUGGAGGUUCAGGGAGGAUGCUGGGCAGCACGGCCGUGGGCAGCCGGACUGGGCCAGCCAGGGGGCCGACCACUGA
Molecule: messenger RNA, 1461 nt
Organism: Gracilinanus agilis (Agile Gracile Mouse Opossum)
Lineage: Eukaryota; Metazoa; Chordata; Mammalia; Didelphimorphia; Didelphidae
Gene: SACK1E
Product: family with sequence similarity 83 member E
Exons: 5
Coding region: 1-1461 (486 amino acids)
Source: RefSeq, a predicted model, not a curated record